This is a messenger RNA of Closterium sp. Naga37s-1, 1191 nucleotides long. The record is from the annotation of a GenBank genome assembly. Lineage: Eukaryota; Viridiplantae; Streptophyta; Zygnematophyceae; Desmidiales; Closteriaceae.
AUGGUGGUGAACGUGUGGCCGUUUUUAGAAGCCAAUUGCCGGGCAUGGGAGGUUCUGACACGUGGCGGAUCCGCACUGGACGCGGUGGUGGAAGGAUGUAACGUGUGCGAGGUGCUUCAGUGCGAUGGAUCAGUGGGGUAUGGAGGAAGUCCGGACGAGAAGGGGGAAACAACACUCGAUGCCAUGGUUAUGGAUGGGGACUCCAUGGACGUGGGGGCAGUGGCCGGCCUGCGCCGAGUCAAGGCGGCAGUGCGGGCGGCGUAUCUUGUCCUUUUGCACACGUAUCACUCGCUGCUGGUCGGCGACGCAGCAACGGACUUCGCCCUGGAAAUGGGCCUGGCCGGCCCGGAAGAUCUCUCCACCAAUCGGUCUCUCGCCAUGUGGCGCCAAUGGAAGGCCGCCAGCUGUCAGCCCAACUAUUGGCGCAACGUGACACCUGAUGCCGCCCGUUCCUGCGGCCCCUACCGCCCGGCCACUGCUCCAGGAUCACAUGCUUCCGAACCAAGCGGCGGUGCCACGGCCGAGCCUCAGGGGGCCGAAGCAGGUGCCGGACCUGGUGGUGCCGGACCUGCAGCCGGACCUGAUGAUGUGCGCGUGGGGUGUGAUCCACGUCUUGUUGGCCGGCAGCAAGGCUUGUUGAGGAGGCGAAACCGCCUGGCAUCACACGACACCAUCUCCAUGGUUGCCAUAGCACAGAACGGCAGCAUGGCUGCAGCGACAUCCACCAACGGACUCACCUUCCACAUCCCUGGGAGGGUGGGUGAUGCACCCAUAGCAGGAGCAGGAGCGUAUGUGGACUCAAGAGUGGGGGGGUGCGGAGCAACAGGAGAUGGUGACGUCAUGAUGAGGUUCCUGCCAUGCUUCCUAGCAGUGGAGCUCAUGCUAAUGAGGUCUACCGCAUCCUCCUAUCUUCCUCCCUCUCUUCCUUCUCUCCCAUAUUCCUCUUCCCUUCACUAUUCCAGCUUCCUAGCAGUAGAGCUCAUGCGAAUGGGCUCUACCCCAGCCUCGGCUGCCGAAGCUGCCAUCAGUCGCAUCCGAGCCAAGUUCCCAGACUUCGUGGGAGGCUUGGUGGCGGUCAACAGGUUCGGGGAGCACGGAGCAGCAGUGAACAACUGGGUGCUACAGUACACUGUAGCUUCGCCUCUAACUGACGGUACACCAAGAGUGUUUACGGUUCAUCCCAAGUGUUGA